AUGGAGAUCACGAAUAUGGCUGGGAAAGAGAAGGGAGAUAAAAUUGAGGGAAGAGGGAAGAGGGAAGAGGGAAGAGGGAAGAGAGAAGAGAGAAGAGAGAAGAGGGAAGAGAGAAGAGGGAAGAGAGAAGAGAGAAGAAAGGGAAGUGAAGUGAAGUGUGGUUUUGAUAUGAAUGAAUGA
This is a messenger RNA of Botrytis porri, 180 nucleotides long. RefSeq lists its product as uncharacterized. The transcript has a single exon. Bases 1 to 180 code for a protein of 59 amino acids. The record is from RefSeq and is a predicted model, not a curated record. NCBI's taxonomy places the organism in Eukaryota, Fungi, Ascomycota, Leotiomycetes, Helotiales, Sclerotiniaceae.